GAGUAAUUUGACUGGGCUUUCCCAUCAUCUGGGAGCAACGUGUUCGCCUGUUCUACUCUGCUAGUGUAGCGAUUUUGACAGCUGUGGGCUUUUGUCUCUGAUCGCAGCAGCUGGUUUGCUUGGAAGCAUUUCCUGCCGUCCUGCCAUCCAUCCCCCAACUGGUGCUGUACACCUGACAAAUCGAACUUUUUCUGCGGCGGACUCUGCCCAGGCAAGCGCGUAUCGCUCGCUCUAUGAUGAAAAUGAUGAUGAAAGCGGGUGCCUGAGAGAAGAAAGACAUUAAGAAAGAGACGGCCCCCAUCGAUUGGUCGACUUCCACCCCGGUUACAUCCCUCAGAAGCCGCAGCCCAUCCAUUUCUUGGUUCAGUCUCCGUUGCAGCCACAGUGACCUCAGACCCUCCCACUCCCCCCUCCUACCGAUUGCAUAUCUCCUCGACGAUCCCGCCGUCUUGUUCCAGACAAACGUCGUCUGGUCUUCAUCGUCAUUUUUUUUUGAGGGAAACAUAUCCCCCACCGCACCGCGAGCUCCACUACCCCAAACCUUCCCGUCCUCAACCUUCAAUCUUCCCAUCAUCACCGCUGCUGCUUCUACACUACAUCCCAUCGAGAGGAAGAUAGAUAUCAACGAGAAACCGUGAAAACUGCAAGAGUCGACAUUUGGCUGUGGAUACCGCCAACUUCCUACCUUAGCGCCUUGAAAGAAUAACCUUUUGAGUUUUUCGGCAGGAAAGCCAAGACAGGGUGCUAUUGCUGCCCCUCACUGACCGCCAAAAGCACAUCUCCACCCGAGAUCGAGUCGAGGACGAUCACCACCAGAACAAAGUAAACAGAGGAAGAACAGCGAACACUCGCGAUCAUGUCGACAAUACAGCAACUCAAAAACUUCAUCCGUCAUGGCAAACAAGCUCGAGCCGCCAAUGCUGACGACUCUGCACGCACAAAACAUGAGCACUCUCCUCCCCAUUCCCAAGCCCAUGCGAAGCAGCACAAUAUGGCGCCAGCAGUUUCGGAGCCUGUGUACGGAGCGGGUGCCCCACGACAAAACCAUGUCGAUGCCUAUUCGACUGCCGGAGAUGCCCAAAACAGAGUGGCCCAGGCCGGCCAUGUAGCCGCGCACCAUGUCGAACCAGCCCAGGGUGUCAGCAGCAAGACAAAGAAGAGGGUACCUGACGAAAACAUCGCCAAGUUGGUCGCCGAAGAGAAUGCCGACAAGAAUAAGCUUCCGAGGUAUCAAGGUCUCGAGCGCUGGCAACUUGUCGAAAAGAUGGGAGACGGCGCCUUCAAGCAACAAGCAUCUCCAUCCGGAUUUCAAGCCAAAGGCUCCCAAAGCAGCAGAGAAGUUCAGAUUAUGAAGCAACUCGACCACCCCAAUAUUGUCAAGUUGAUCGACUUUUCCGAGUCCCAGCACUAUUACUUUAUUAUUCUGGAGCUGGCUCCAGGUGGCGAGCUGUUCCAUCAGAUCGUUCGCCUGACCUACUUCAGCGAGGAGCUCUCCCGUCAUGUUAUCGUCCAAGUGGCCAAGGCGCUUGAGCACCUCCACGAAGAAAAGGGAAUCGUUCAUCGUGAUAUCAAGCCUGAAAAUAUUCUUUUCAGCCCAAUCCCGAUGGUGCCCUCGAAGCACCCGAAGCCCAAGCAACCGGGCGACGAGGACAAGGUAGACGAGGGAGAGUUCAUCAAAGGGGUGGGUGCUGGAGGUAUUGGCCAGAUCAAAAUCGCAGACUUUGGCCUCUCCAAGAUUGUUUGGGAUAACCAGACCAUGACGCCAUGCGGUACUGUUGGUUAUACCGCUCCCGAAAUCGUCAAGGAUGAGCGGUACUCAAAGUCAGUUGAUAUGUGGGCGCUUGGCUGUGUGCUUUACACCAUGUUGUGCGGUUUCCCGCCAUUCUACGACGAGAGUAUCGAGGUGCUCACCGAGAAGGUUGCCAAGGGGCAAUACACUUUCCUCUCCCCUUGGUGGGAUGACAUUAGCAAGUCGGCCCAGGAUUUGAUCUCACAUCUUCUCUGCGUCGAUCCCGAGCAGCGAUACACCAUCAAGGAGUUCUUGGCUCAUCCCUGGAUUCGCGAGUCUGGUCCUACACCACGUGACGAGAAGAAGUCGGCCAUGUCGUCAGACGGUGUUUUGAGGGCGUUCGAUGCCACCAAGCUUGUGGACGGCGACAAGCGCUACGACUUCCGCUCGCCUGCUGCGGUCAAUCUGCGUGAGGUGUUUGAUGUUGGAUACGCAGUCCACAGACAGGAAGAAGAGGGCAAAAGAAGGAAGCAAAUUGGAGGAAAGGCUGGCGUUGAUCGCCUUGCCGAGCUGGAUGAAGAUGCUGAGAUGGAGGAGGCACCUGCAGGCUCGACUCAGCAAAUCGAGCAAAGCAUGCGCAACACUCAGAUUAAGGAUCACGAGCAGCGCGGGCGCGAUCGAUCUCGGAAACCCCAUCCUCCGCCUGCCGCGGCUGAGCAGAAGGGUUAUGGUCAGCAUUCGGCUACUGUCGCCGCCGCCGCAAGACAGCAAGUUCGCGAACGUCAACGACAGAAGGGUGUUUUCGAGUUGAACCUUGAUGGAGCUACAUUAUUGGGACGUCGCGGUGCAAAGCCUGCGACUCGGGUGGCGUAG
This is a messenger RNA of Podospora pseudopauciseta, 2602 nucleotides long. RefSeq names its product MAPK-activated protein kinase Srk1 (gene srk1). Gene Ontology annotation, molecular function: calcium/calmodulin-dependent protein kinase activity; ATP binding. NCBI's taxonomy places the organism in Eukaryota, Fungi, Ascomycota, Sordariomycetes, Sordariales, Podosporaceae. Bases 857 to 2602 code for a protein of 581 amino acids. Gene Ontology annotation, biological process: protein phosphorylation; cellular response to oxidative stress. The record is from RefSeq and is a predicted model, not a curated record. The transcript is spliced from 5 exons.